This is a messenger RNA of Pediculus humanus corporis (human body louse), 921 nucleotides long. RefSeq lists its product as uncharacterized. NCBI's taxonomy places the organism in Eukaryota, Metazoa, Arthropoda, Insecta, Psocodea, Pediculidae. The coding region runs from base 1 to 921 and encodes 306 amino acids. The record is from RefSeq and is a predicted model, not a curated record. The transcript is spliced from 4 exons.
AUGAGUACACUUGAAAAUUUUAAAAUCAUCCCAUGUCCUCCUCCUCUUCCUUCAUUGAGCGCACUUCAGAAUGUUAAGGAUAAUUAUAAUCAACAUGAAACUAUAAUUUUACCGGCAGAAAAAGAAAUUGAUUUGAUAUUGGAAAGAAUAUUAGAAAAAGAAAAAUUAGAAAAUAUUUUUUUCAAGUGUAAUGUUUUUUUGGAACCUCAAAUUCAAGUGGGCCCCAAAUGUGGUUUAACAGCACUUAGCAUUGCUACCUCAAUUACUUCAAAUAGUACAAAUGUAGAUAAAAUAUUUCAAAAGGCUUUGGAAUUAGGUUAUACCAAACAGGGAGAAAUAUUCAAAGUCGAAUAUUUAGCAAAUCUAGCUGAAAUCUGUUGUGGAUUAAAAGCAAGAGUAAUAGAAAAUGGAUUAAAUUCUCAUUUAAAUUGUAUUAUAUACAAUUUAUUAAAUAAAAACUUACUGUUGGUGCCAUACGAUUCAGAUUGUAAUCAUUCCCCUUGUUGUAAAAAAGGUUACAAAGCUCACUGGGCAGUUAUAAGCGGUUUUGUAAUAUUGUCUGAUAACAAAAAUCAAAAUGAUUCAAAUGAAUCUCCAGAUUCUGUUAUUUUAGAAUCGUUUUGUGAUUUACCCUUAUGCGAAUGCAUCACAAAAAACCCAUUAAAUAAAAAUGAAAUUUUGCAAUUAAACUCUGAUUGUGGAAAAAUAAUUAUAUCCAAAAAUUCUCAUUUUCAUAAUACAAACAAAUUUGAAAGAGGAAAAAUUUAUCUAAUUGGUAGACAGGGAAAAAGUAAGCAUAUCGGUAUUUGGCCAUUUGACGAAUUAUCAAAAAGCAAUGAUAAUUUAAUUUAUUUUUCUAAUAAAAGAAAUAAUAAUGAUUUUGUAAUACCCGAAGGAGGUCCUGCUCAAGAAAUCUCCUAA